Messenger RNA from Diabrotica virgifera virgifera (western corn rootworm), 879 nucleotides. RefSeq lists its product as uncharacterized. Bases 133 to 639 code for a protein of 168 amino acids. The transcript is spliced from 2 exons. NCBI's taxonomy places the organism in Eukaryota, Metazoa, Arthropoda, Insecta, Coleoptera, Chrysomelidae. The record is from RefSeq and is a predicted model, not a curated record.
GUAGUCGACAGUUGUCAGUUUGUUAAAGUUUAUAUUGUAUUUGAGUUUGAAUAAAGUUACUUUGAAAAAGUUGUAACAUUGGUGACAGCGGUGGGAUUUAAGAGAUAUUGAAGAAGAUAUUGAGAAUUGUUUAUGGUAAAUACCAGAUCAUCUAAAGUUGAGAAGGAAAUGGAUACAUCCGGACCACCAGCAUGGUUUUUAAAAAUGAAAGAAAAUGAAGAGAAACGUAGGCAAGAAGAGAAAGAAAAUGAAGAGAAACGUAGGCAAGAAGAGAAAGAAAAUGAAGAGAAGCGUAGGCAAGAAGAGAAAGAAAAUGAAGAGAAACGUAGGCAAGAAGAGAAAGAAAAUGAAGAGAAGCGUAGGCAAGAAGAGAAAGAAAAUGAAGAGAAACGUAGGCAAGAAGAGAAAGAAAAUGAAGAGAAGCGUAGGCAAGAAGAGAAAGAAAAUGAAGAGAAACGUAGGCAAGAAGAGAAAGAGGAAGAUAAAAAGCUUAGAAAAGAAGAGGAGGAGAGGCGUAGACAAGCAGAGGUAGAAAUUAUGAAUAGUUUGUCCCAAAUUCACGAGCAUUUUCAGUUAGAGUUACUAAUGUCGAAUCCGAACAAACAGCCCUUUCCUCUUCCAUCGUUGAUCCAGGCAUAAUUAGAAGUAGCAAAAUUUUAAAACCACCCACGUUUGAUGGCCAAACAGCGUGGGAAACUUAUCGUUUCCAAUUUGAAGCUGCAGCUAAAGCAAAUGGCUGGACUGAAAGAGAAAUGGCAGCUUCCUUGGUGGUGUCGCUUCGAGGUCAGGCAGCAACCGUCCUUCAAUUUCUUCCUCAGGAUUCACCUAGUUAUGACUCACUUGUUCAAGCUUUAGAAACAAGAUAUGGCCAACAACAUC